Molecule: messenger RNA, 1017 nt
Organism: Aphanomyces astaci
Lineage: Eukaryota; Oomycota; Saprolegniomycetes; Saprolegniales; Verrucalvaceae
Exons: 5
Coding region: 1-1017 (338 amino acids)
Source: RefSeq, a predicted model, not a curated record
AUGACAUGUGAUCGUUUCUGGGGGCUUCGCAUCUUGGCCGUCCGGCACGGGUAUUCUCGACUGUAUCUGUGGCCUGCCAUGGACGACCCGACCCUCCGAGCCAACUUGGUGACGUGGUUCAUGGCGCUGUCGUCGUGGCUAGCCCGUCGUUUUGGUAUCAGCCUGUCUCCCAUGGUCGUCCUCACCAUCUUUUGCACGUGCGAAUACUUUCAAUCCGCGUUUUUACUGUCGUUUCCAGCCGUCGAUGCGCAUUUUCGCACCAUGUACAAGCAAAACCAACUCGCGAGUAGCAGCAUCCAUGGAUGGAGCCUUCCCACACGAUCGUACGGAGCGUUGCGCAACAUGCCGUGGUGGAUUGUCCUCCACGAUAUGUCUUGGCUUGUCGUGGCGUGCAUGGUGCUUGUGGUGUACUUGAUUGCCAUCAAGGCCAUGGCAACCGCGGCCGACGCGCGCCAGCUCUCAUCGCGCCGGUCGAAACGGCGAAGUGCCGUGAAACCGCUCAGCUUUGAGCAGACCGUUGCCAACGUGCACUUGAUGCAUUCAAAUGUGACGCCGUCGUUUCGAGCCAUCUUUCUGGCUCCCCAUCAAGGGCUUGUCGAGCCCGUGGACGAUAUUGUGGGCACGACCGACGCCAAGAUACUGCUCUUGAACGGGUCGUCGUUAUGGUGUGCGGGGUGGGUACGCCUCAACGACGACUACCUCGUCCGCGUCGAAGCCAUUCCGGCCUUGGUGGUCAAUUUGGUCUGCCACACUACGUUCUUCUUGGCCUGUGGCGCCAAGGUGGACGACGGCCGCCUUGUGCAUUUCGAGUGUUUGUGUGUCCAAGAAUUGUCGUGGCGAGACUUUUUCACGCUGUCCAUCGCACACGUCAAGUUGCCUCGACGGUUCAAAGGACUGAGUUUGCGAGACGAAAUCCCCUUGACACAUCGACCCAAGCUAGCCAAAGACGACUCGGAUCGAAAGUCCACCCAUGUCGGCAGUAGUCGUGGCCUGUCUGUGUUCGAAGUCACGGGGUAG